Clonostachys rhizophaga is the source of this 1038-nucleotide messenger RNA. NCBI's taxonomy places the organism in Eukaryota, Fungi, Ascomycota, Sordariomycetes, Hypocreales, Bionectriaceae. The record is from the annotation of a GenBank genome assembly.
AUGGCUGGUCAAUCAAAGGAGAUUUCGCCCUGGGGCAAAGCUGUCGCGGGCGCUACGGGCGCUGUGCUUGCUAACGCUCUCGUCUACCCGCUCGACAUCGUGAAAACAAAAUUACAGGUCCAGGUUCGGUCAAAUGAGAAAUCCAUCGACCCUGCCGACGCCCCCGUGUACGACUCGACCUGGCACGCCCUGUCCAGUAUUGUGUCCGAUGAAGGGAUUGAGGGCCUAUAUGCCGGGAUGAGCGGCUCUCUCCUAGGCGUCGCGUCAACCAAUUUUGCAUACUUUUACUGGUACAGCAUCAUCCGAGCUCUCUACAACCGGUCUGCGAAGUCGGCCGCCCCUCCCUCUACCGCUAUCGAGCUAUCUCUAGGCGCAGCCGCUGGUGCUAUUGCCCAGUUGUUUACCAUCCCUGUUGCUGUCGUGACAACCCGACAGCAGACCGCCGCUAAGGGAGAGCGCCGCGGGCUUAUCGCAACGGCCCGUGAGGUAGUCGAAGGGCCAGACGGAGUCUCUGGGUUGUGGAGGGGUCUGAAAGCCAGCCUUGUUCUCGUUGUCAAUCCUGCAAUCACCUAUGGUGCCUAUGAACGCUUGAAAGUUGUUUUCUUUCCGGGCAAGACCAACUUACGGCCUUGGGAGGCUUUUGUGCUGGGUGGCCUUUCCAAAGCUCUGGCUACCAUUGCUACUCAACCAUUGAUCGUUGCCAAAGUCGGUCUCCAAUCCAAGCCUCCCCCCGCCAGAAAUGGGAAACCCUUCAAGAGCUUCGGUGAAGUGAUGAAAUUCAUUAUCGACAACGAGGGCCCCCUGAGUCUCUUCAAGGGAAUUGGUCCUCAAAUUUUGAAAGGGCUUCUGGUCCAAGGAAUCCUGAUGAUGACAAAGGAGAGAGUGGAACUACUUUUUAUUCUCCUCUUCCGAUAUUUAAAAUCGCUCCGCCUCCAACAGCUGAAAAGUGCCGCUCAACGAGCGUCAACAAGCAUCGGAGACUCUGGGCUUGACCUAGCCUCCAAAGCCGAGGCUGCUAUAACGACAACGACGACAUGA